GGCACGGGCCGCCAUUUUGGGUGGCAGGGCUGGGCGCGGAGCGCAGCACCGCGGGCGGCGGCGGCCCGCCGGGGCGCGGGGGGGAAGCGACUGCGGCCUCCGGGCGGGCGGGCGGCCCCCAUGGCCGGGCAGUUCGACUCCGAAGACCGGGCAAGUUGGUACUGGGGGCGGCUGAGCCGGGCCGAAGCGGUGUCGCUGCUGCAGGGGCAGCGCCACGGGACCUUCCUGGUGCGCGACUCGGGCACCAUCCCCGGCGACUUCGUGCUGUCCGUGUCCGAGAGCUCCCGCGUCUCGCACUACAUCGUCAACAGCCUGGGGCCGGCGGGAGGCCGGCGGUCCGGCAGCGAGGGCCCUGGGGCCCCGGGGUUGAACCUCACCAGGUUUCGGAUAGGCGACCAAGAGUUUGAUUCUUUGCCAUCUUUACUGGAAUUCUACAAAAUACACUAUUUGGACACUACAACCUUGAUAGAGCCAGUUUCCCGAUCCAGGCAGAGUAGCGGCGUGGUCCUCAGGCAGGAGGAGGCCGAGUAUGUGCGAGCGCUCUUUGACUUUAAUGGAAAUGAUGAAGAAGAUCUUCCAUUUAAGAAAGGAGACAUACUGAGAAUCCGGGACAAACCUGAAGAGCAAUGGUGGAAUGCAGAAGACAGCGAAGGAAAGAGGGGGAUGAUACCUGUUCCUUACGUCGAGAAGUAUAGACCUUCCUCCGCUCCAGUGUCUGCUCUGAUUGGAGGUAACCAGGAUAGCUCCCACCCGCAGCCAGUGGGUGGGCCGGAGCCAGGGCCCUAUGCCCAGCCCAUCGUCAGCACUCCGCUCCCUAACCUCCAGAAUGGCCCUAUUUAUGCCCGGGUUAUCCAGAAGCGAGUCCCUAAUGCCUACGACAAGACAGCCUUGGCUUUGGAGGUCGGUGAGCUGGUGAAGGUCACAAAGAUUAAUGUGAGUGGUCAAUGGGAAGGAGAGUGCAAUGGCAGACGUGGCCACUUCCCAUUCACACAUGUCCGCCUCCUGGAUCAACAGAACCCCGAGGAGGACUUCAGCUGAGGGUGGCUCAGCACUUGCGCCUGCAAACGGGAACAAUCCCAACUGGGUUUUGUUGCAGACGCCAUCGAGACUACGUUCUGACAGACGCUGAAAGCGGUAUUGCUUGGACAAGCAUUCUGAUCACCUGCAAACCCCUGGGACCGAACACCACCGCUCCUUAAUCGAGGGUCCAGUAAUUCAGGGUACGACAGUCGAUCACUUGCGUGUCAAGUGGCAGAGCUAGUCCGUGAUUAUAGGUUGUAACGCCUGCUUAUGUCCCUGGGCAGCAGCCUGGGCCUUGCCAGCAGCAGCAGCAGCUGGGGGAAGCAGGAACGUAGAUGUUACGGUAACAUGUAUAGCUCUCUCUGGUCCUAUCGCUUAUGUUGCUUCUUCCUCAGGCAAUGAACAUCAACCUUAGACAAUUCAAUACCUAGAUAGAGAUUUCACAGAUUUAUCCUGGAGCUUUCUCCGUGGUUUUUUUUCCCCCCCGACCCUGAAUUCUCUGUCCCAGAAAGGCCACCGAGUGCUGUGCGUGGCCAGUGAGCUGUGCACAGCACGCAUUCACGCAGGGCCCGGUGGGGACAGCCGUGUGAUUUACAGCCGCUGACCAUUUUAACGGGAAAUGACAGAUCAAAUCAACCUUGGAAUUCUAGAAGUUUGUGGACACUAGAUUGAUUCCUUCAGUACUGUUGAUGCUUCAAACAAUGCAGCUGAUUUUUAAAUGACAAUUUCUAUUAACACACCCAUAUCUCUUUUUAUCCAGAAUUAGAAGGCUUACGGAAGUGUAAACGUCCGUAUCAGUGCUGCAAAAUGCGUGCAUAGCACUUUAAUGCAUAGCUGGGAAGCAGUGUUUGAUUCACUAAAUAUACUAAAAUAUUGACACUGCUUUCUGAAAUUAAAUUAUAUAGGGCCAGUUUAAUUUCUCUAGAGUUCUUCAAUACUCCUACUGUACAAUAUUCCUCCAGCACAAAUUGGUGUCAAACACGGUGAACUGACAAACCAAACACUACUUCUUAGUUUAAAGUUACUCUGGGGACUCUUCUGGCUUAAUUCCCAUCUGUAAAAUAUUUGAUAGUGAAUUCAUGAGGAUUUUAUUUUUAAUAAACUAAUGGAAAAUA
Molecule: messenger RNA, 2135 nt
Organism: Colius striatus (speckled mousebird)
Lineage: Eukaryota; Metazoa; Chordata; Aves; Coliiformes; Coliidae
Gene: CRK
Product: CRK proto-oncogene, adaptor protein
Exons: 3
Coding region: 121-1038 (305 amino acids)
Molecular function (GO): protein binding
Source: RefSeq, a predicted model, not a curated record